ACCCGUUAGGCAAGACUGCACACUGCAAGCGGCCCAUGUUCAAGUCAGAAGAACCUGGAAGCACCUUUUGAAGUUUGUCCUUUGCAAGCAGGGGCGACACAAUUCAACAUCUUGCAACAGAUAGAAACCCUAAAAGCACUCUGACAUCGGGGAGUCAAGCAAAGCGGGUGCUCCUCGCGUGAUUUGAGGGGUUAUUUGUCAGCUGUUAGGUGGAAGCUACAGAAGAAGAAAAUACCACCAUGGAGGACCCGGCCAAGGAGAUACCGGGCAUCAUCCAGGCCAUUGUGCAGAAUGAGGACCUGAAGCGGCAGGAAGAGACAGUUUCUAAAUACUUUUCAGAGUCCGCUAUCUUGGAUCAUAUGGUCGUCUUUUGCAAAAAUCGUGAAGAGAUUCUAGCAGCAUACCAGAUCUGGGUAAUGUCCAACCACAGCCUCCGCGCCACAAUCCACCAAGUGGCGUACAAAGAGGACGAGGAGUACAUAAUGGUGCGCAUGACACAGUACGUCCGCAAGUGGUGGAACCCCUUUGAGGAGAAAGGAAUGCCCAUGAUGGUCUUCUUCAAGCUGGAGGAUGCACCCAGCAGCACAGGGCGGGAGCACCGCAAUGGCACAGCUGCAGGCGGAACUCGGCGAAAGCGCAUUGCCUUUCAACAAGACUGCCACACCCUCGAUCCCAUCCUCGUCAACAUCCCCGUCCUGAACCUGAUUGCCUACGGGCGGUUCGGCCUUCGCACCCUCCUCACAAUGACCAGCACCAUCACUAUCAAAGUACUGCAAGCUACAAUUGGAACGGAAACGAUUACCUAUACUGCCAAAUCAGCGUACAAGCUACUGGGAUUAACGUAGCUAGUAGAAGUUCAGGCAUAUCCAUAACUCGCACACUCGAAGAGUUUUUCAUUCCCUCAUUGAAACGGUCUUUGAGACCAUACGAGAAUCGCUUUCAUCCUUAAUCAAAACGCUUUUAAGGUCGUACCUGCCGGUUGAGAAUGCCUCAGCCGGGUUUGAGAUGAACAUCUCGUCUUCAUGUUCGUUUCCACUUAGAGCGAUCUGGGCGGCG
Molecule: messenger RNA, 1056 nt
Organism: Klebsormidium nitens
Lineage: Eukaryota; Viridiplantae; Streptophyta; Klebsormidiophyceae; Klebsormidiales; Klebsormidiaceae
Source: the annotation of a GenBank genome assembly